Molecule: messenger RNA, 2669 nt
Organism: Planococcus citri (citrus mealybug)
Lineage: Eukaryota; Metazoa; Arthropoda; Insecta; Hemiptera; Pseudococcidae
Gene: PIG-Z
Product: phosphatidylinositol glycan anchor biosynthesis class Z
Exons: 9
Coding region: 482-2413 (643 amino acids)
Biological process (GO): GPI anchor biosynthetic process
Cellular component (GO): endoplasmic reticulum membrane
Molecular function (GO): alpha-1,2-mannosyltransferase activity
Source: RefSeq, a predicted model, not a curated record
CCUCCCCAGCCCCUCCGGUCCUCAAAGGAAGUUCAGUUUUUCCUUUGGUUUUUCUCCGGGAAAAUCGUCGGUGAAGUGAGGAGCAUUGAGCUCUAUUGAGCUGUUAUUUUGAUGAUUUAAUUCGUAGUGACAAAUUGUUCGCUUUGCAAACUUGCAAAGUUCUCAGAACUGCCGAAAAAUUUGGAGAAAUUCUACGAAAAAAAUCUGAUUCAGUCGUAUUUAGUUAAUUGACCAUUGUUCUAACAAAUUCUCAUAAUAUUCAUUAUGGUCAGCUCAAUUUACGUUUCAAAGUGUAUUCAGAUUUCAAGCAAAAUUGGCUCAGCUCCCUUCUGCGUUCAAUUUUUUCUAUCGCAAUGAAUGUUGUGGCUAUACAGAAUGGACACUGAACUAUCACCGAGAUCAUUCUCCAGUUUCUCUAUGGAUGAGAAUUAGACUCAAAAGAAUCUCAUAUUUCGUAACCAAGAAUACUCAAAUUUGAACCAUGGAGGAAAAUUCUCAUAAAGCGGAGUUACUCAUACACGCCGGAUUAAUUUGCACUCGAAUUUUGUUCGCUGUUGCUCCUCAAACUGGAUACAUCCAUCCUGACGAAUAUUUCCAAUCUUUGGAAGUUGUGCUGGGAGACGUUUAUAAAAUCAAGAGAUCCAAAAUUUGGGAAUUCGAUGACGAGUAUCCGAUCAGAAACUCCUUUAUUCCAUAUUUACUGUACGGAGUGCCAUGCUACAUAAUGAAAGUUUUUCUACAAAUUUUCCAAUUUCACGGACCAGUUUCACCUUAUUUGCUAGUCAUUCCUCCCAGAAUCGUGAUGUGUAUUUUGUCUUUUUUGGUGGAUUUUUCUUUAGCCAGAAUUUGUCGAAUGUAUAAUACCGAUGUGAGUGGACGACUGGUUUUGUUAGCAUCGUCCUGUGUUAUGCUGGUUUUCGCUACGAGGACGUUUUCAAACACCGUAGAAAUGGUUUUGUUUUCCUUACUUUUAUACGUGAUUGUGAAAAAUGUCAUCGAAUCGGAAAAAGUAUUCCCUGUCGAAGAUAAAUUAAAAGCUUCUUUGGAAAACGCCUCCACCAGUCCUCGAGAUAAAGUGUUAAUUUUACGUCAAUUGAAACGUAUCUCGCAUCAUAAUCAUAGUGGAUUUUGGCAAAUAAGCGUUUUGACCGUUUUUGGGAUGUUUAACAGACCGACUUUUUUGGCGUUCGCAAUCGCUCCGAUACAUUUCUGGCUUUAUAGAGGAUUUCCGUUGAGAAAAAUCUCUUAUUAUACGGUGCAAUUGAGGUUUGCUUGGUUGCUUUCGGUAGCUGUACCUUUGGCAGCUGCGUUAGUCGUUGGAGAUACGAUUUAUUAUAAAAGAGAUAAAGCAUUGGAUAUGUUGACCAACGAUGGAUUAGGAAUGUGUUUGACUAGAUUCAUCGAAUGUUUGGAAAUCACUCCUUUGAAUUUUCUCAGAUAUAAUUUCUAUGCCGAGAACUUGGCUAAACAUGGAUUACAUCCUAGAUACUUACAUCUUCUGGUCAAUAUUCCGUUACUCUUCAAUGUCUUGGGAAUCAGCGUUUUGUACAUGAUUGCAUCUAUUUUUUUCAACAUUCUAAUACAUCGAAGAAUUUCCAAUUUACCGAAAUUCGACCACGUUAGCGGAUUAAUGUUCGGCUCGAUUAUCAUUCCUUUGGCUGUGCUUUCGUUAGCACCUCAUCAAGAACCUCGGUUCCUCAUUCCACUCAUCUUACCUAUGAUUUUCCUCAAAGGUAUGAAGAUGAAUAAUAAAGCCGAAGACAAGGAGUACUCGUUUAAGAGUUUAUUUGGCACGAAAUUCUCCAAAGUGAUGUUUUUCGUAUGGUGUGUUUGCAACUUUGGGGUGGUAUUCUUUUUUGGUUUCCUUCAUCAAGCUGGAAUUUUACCGUCGAUAAAUCACAUUACGAGUAUCAGACAGGAUAUCAAAGAUGCAGCUCCUAUUCAUGUCAUACCCAGCUAUACUUAUACUCUACCACAAACCUUACUCACAGCUACAAUCUACGAUGGACAGACCUGGAGACCAGGUCGAUCGAACGUUCUACUCUACCCUCCAUCAUCAUCGAAUUUCGACAUGUCGAUGAAAUUACUCGAAGCAGUCGUUCAAUCUGUGGAGCGUCACCCACCCCAUGACGAUUUCGUGUACUUUCUGUUUCCAACAUCUCUCACUACUAAUUUCACUAGUCAUGCUGUUCUUAAAAGACUGAAAGUAAAAUAUGUAAUCUCAUAUUACUACUUACUACAUGUUUCCACCGAGGCAUUCCCUCAGCUCGACGAGCUCGUGAACAAAAUAGGUUUGAACGCGGUACUACUUAGAUCUGUCAAGUUUAUUCGUAAUGAUCAAAAGGAUCCUUUUAGUGGAUAUUUUUCGCCUGAAGACAAUCCCAGUUUUAGUGAAUUAUUCAGUAAUUUCUAGUUUUCACUUUAGGCAACGUCUAGUCAUUAUAAUUUUUGUAAGAGGCUUGAGUGAAUUUGAGGACUAGGAGAUGUAUUUAUUUGUAAUCCUCGAACUGCGAGGGUUUAUUUUUUUGUUGUUGGUAUAUAUUGUAUGUUUAUUCUUUUUUUUCCCUUACGCUUUCGUCAUUUUUAUACGUCUUUGUAUGGUCAUCGAAUUUUGCUUGUUUGAAAAAAUAUUGUAAUAUAUUAAACGCAAUAAAUGUUUCCUUUUUGAA